AUCAACCCACACGCAAAACUAAUUUUCCUCGCAAGUCUACUCCUAGGGACAACCAUCACAAUCUCAAGCAACCACUGAAUAUCGGCCUGGGCCGGACUAGAAAUUAAUACCCUUGCCAUCAUUCCUCUCAUUUCAAAAUCUCACCACCCACGAGCGAUUGAAGCUGCAAUUAAAUAUUUCCUAGUACAAGCAACCGCCUCAGCACUAGUUCUUUUUUCGAGCAUAAUCAACGCCUGAUUUACAGGACAGUGAGAUAUCACCCAAUUAAACCAGCCCGUAUCAUCUCUCCUGUUGACAGCAGCAAUUGCAAUCAAACUAGGCCUAGUACCAUUCCACUUUUGGAUUCCCGAAGUACUUCAAGGCUCACCAUUAACCACAGCCCUACUACUCUCCACAGUUAUGAAAUUUCCCCCAAUCACAAUUCUAUUCCUAACAUCCCACUCCCUAAACCCAACACUACUAACACUCAUAGCCAUUGCUUCUGCUGCCAUGGGGGGCUGAAUAGGACUAAACCAAACACAAAUUCGAAAAAUUUUAGCCUUUUCAUCCAUCUCCCAUUUAGGCUGAAUAGCUAUCAUUAUCACCUACAACCCCAAGCUCACCUUACUAACCUUCUACCUAUACUCUUUAAUAACUACCACUGUAUUCCUUACCCUCAAUACAACUAAGACCCUAACACUAUCAACAAUAAUAAUUACAUGAACAAAAAUCCCUACAUUAAACGCAGCCCUAAUACUAACACUCCUCUCCCUAGCAGGCCUUCCCCCCCUAACAGGUUUCCUACCAAAAUGACUCAUCAUUCAAGAACUCACUAAACAAGAAAUAACCGUAGCAGCUACAAUCAUUACCAUACUCUCACUGCUAGGACUAUUCUUCUACCUUCGCCUCGCAUACCACUCAACAAUCACACUUCCACCGAACCCCACAAACCACAUAAAACAAUGGCAUACCAACAAAUCAACAAACACUCUAAUUGCCAUCUUCACCUCCCUAUCAACCCUACUCCUACCCCUCUCUCCCAUAGUCCUCACCACCAUCU
This is a messenger RNA of Balearica regulorum gibbericeps (East African grey crowned-crane), 1039 nucleotides long. The record is from the annotation of a RefSeq genome assembly. Lineage: Eukaryota; Metazoa; Chordata; Aves; Gruiformes; Gruidae.